Molecule: messenger RNA, 453 nt
Organism: Juglans microcarpa x Juglans regia
Lineage: Eukaryota; Viridiplantae; Streptophyta; Magnoliopsida; Fagales; Juglandaceae
Exons: 1
Coding region: 1-453 (150 amino acids)
Source: RefSeq, a predicted model, not a curated record
AUGGUGGUGGAAGAUGUUAAAUGCAAAUGGUGCAAGGUGGAAGAAGAGGAUAUUAAUCAUGCUCUUCUAUACUGCUCAAGUUUCAAAGAAGUUCUAGAGGUACAUCUCAGUUUUUUGCAAGAUUUUCAAGCUCAUCUUGAUGUUUUGCAAAUCUUGGCUCACUUGGUCAGAAGGAAUAAACAAGGAGAAAUUGAGAAACUGUUCCUUUGUGCUUGGGGACUAUGGUAUAGAAGAAAUCAAUUUCUCUAUGAGGAGAAAAACUUAAAACCAGCAGAAGUCUUGGAUAAUGCUUUGUCAGGUUAUAGUGAAUAUCAAUCUGCAUUAGAGAAUCAACAGCAAGGAUGCAAACCUCAUUGUGGUUGGCAACUCCCACCUACAGGAGUAAUGAAGUUAAAUACAGAUGGUGCUAUUUUCCAUGACUUUUGUAGAUCAGGUGCAGGCAUGGUUCUUUGA